AUGGUUACUGGAGAGCAAGUCAUGGCUAUCUCGAGCAAUGGGCCUUCGUGCCACGAUUUAGAUAAUACCAUCCGCGUUGGUAUGGGUAAAUGCCGCGGAGGAUUCGACUUUUCUCUUCUGUUUGAAGAGACUAUCCUGCAAAUCUUACCGAUCGCCUUAAUUUUGAUCAUUACUCCUUUCCGCGUCUGGCAAAUUUCACAAAAACGACGAAAGGUCACCGGCUCAUUAUGGCUUCCUGUCAAAGUCGCUGCUUGGUUGUUCUUCUUCGGUAUUCAAAUCGCUCAAACGGUCCUCUGGGCUCUCCCAGGCGCUGAUAGAACUUCGGCCUCCAUUGCAUCCAGUGCAGUUCUGAGCGCUGGUGCACUGCUGCUUGCCGUGCUCUCUUAUGCGGAGCACACGCGAUCUGUCCGACCUUCAUUCAUUUUAAAUACCUACCUUCUCUGCAGCCUGCUUUUCGAUGCCGCGCAUGCCAGAACGUUGUGGCUGCGGUCUGCCGACUCAUUCAAUGAGAUCAUUGCACUCAUCACCAGCGUUGCCGUUGGGGCCAAAUGUCUUCUUGUCCUUUUGGAAGCGGUGGAAAAGCGAAGUAUCUUAAAGACCGAGUUUGCCGGUUACCCUCCUGAGGCAACCGCUGGAUUCUACAACCGAUCCUUAUUCUGGUGGUUGAACCCUCUCUUCCGCGUGGGCUACAGCAAUGUCCUAUCCGUUAGGGACCUCUUCGUCUUGGACAAAGAGCUAAGUUCUGAGAGGCUACUUGCCCUUUUUGAAGAAAGAUGGAGCAAAGUACAAAAAAAAUCUCCGAAUAGUUUGCAAUUCGAGUGCUUCAAAGCUACCAAAGGACCCAUUUUGGCUGCUAUUCCUGCUCGAGCCUGUGUUGUAGCAUUCAACUUCUGUCAGCCUGUUCUUUUGACGCGGUCACUCAAUUUCUUUGAUGAACCAGUCAACGCUGCUACCAACAACGUUGGCUAUGGUUUGAUCGGUGCUUAUGUCCUGGUCUACACAGGUCUUGCAGUUGCAAUGGGCCAGUACCAACAUAACACUUACCGCGGAAUUACUAUGGUGCGCGGUAUCUUGGUCACUAUGCUCUACAAGAAAGCUAGCAGCCUCAGCCUCAACGAAGCUGACCCCGCCAAUUCGCUUACAUUGAUGAGUGCCGAUGUCGAGAGAAUAACCAAUGGUUGGCAGACCAUGCAUGAGAUCUGGGGCAACACCUGUGAGAUUGGGUUGGCAAUCUUCCUACUUGAGCGCCAGCUCGGUAUCUCCUGUGUCGUUCCCGUUUGUGUGGCGAUAGUGGCCUUACUUGGAUCUCUGGUCGCAAUGUCCUUUGUUGUGUCCCGGCAAGCCAAGUGGCUAGAGGCAAUCGAGCGCCGCAUCUUGUCUACUUCAGGCAUGUUGGGAUCCAUGAAAGGUGUCAAGAUGCUGGGCCUGCAGGACUCAUUCAUGAAAUUUGUGCAUGGUUUGCGUAUUGACGAACUCAACAUCUCCAAGAAAUUCCGUACCCUUCUUGUCUGGAACAUGGGAUUCGCCUGGUCGACUCGUAUUUUCGCUCCGAUUGUCACUUUCGGUGUCUACGCCGCUAUUUCCCCACACGCACUGACCGUUUCGAGAGUCUUCACUUCACUGUCGCUAUUCUCUCUUCUCUCCGACCCUCUUAUGACCUUGGUGAUGGCUCUCAUGUCAUUCUUGGGCUCUGUUGGGUCGUUUGUGCGAAUUCAGGAAUUCUUGGACAAGGAGGACCACUCUGAUCACAGACGUGAUGUACCUCGUAUUCCCUCUCUCGAGGACGUGGGUGAGGCUAAGCUUCUCUCGAAGUCUGGCGAUCUUGAUAUUUCUUCGAGCCACUCGGAAUCCGUGGAAUCAUUCAAGCGCAGCCCUAUUGUUUCGACUUCCCCCAAUAUUGCGGUUAUCCAGAAUGGAAGCUUCUCGUGGGAUGCUUCUAAAGGGCCUGUUCUUAAAGAUAUAACUGUCACUAUUCCUCGCGGCAGCUUCACCAUGCUAAUUGGACCCUCUGGAUGUGGAAAGUCGACUUUUCUCAAAGCUCUCCUUGGUGAGAUCCCUUGUGCCGAGGGAAAGGUCUCCUUAUCUUCUCCCAGUGUGGCCUUCUGUGAUCAAACACCGUGGCACAUGAAUGGCACCAUCAAGGACAGCAUCGUUGCCAUGUCGGAGUACGAUCCCAAGUGGUAUUCAACGGUGAUUCAAGCCUGUGCCCUCGAAGAAGAUCUUGGUCAGUUCCCGCGUGGUGACUCCAGUGUGAUUGGCAGCAAGGGUGUCGCACUCAGCGGUGGUCAAAGCCAGCGAAUUGCUCUGGCCCGCGCUGUCUACGCCCGCCGAAAGAUGGUCAUACUGGAUGACGCUCUAAGUGGCCUCGAUGCCACGACUGAGAACCACAUCUUCCACUAUCUCUUCGGUAACUAUGGUCUCUUCCGCGAGAAUGGAACAUCCAUAAUCGUCGCUUCUUCUUCGGUGAAGCGUCUUCCCUACACAGAUCAUAUUGUCGUUCUCGAUUCUACUGGUCGCAUAUCUGAGCAAGGCAGCUUCAGCGCUCUCAGUAAGACGGGUGGCUAUGUUGCUAGUUUCGGCCUCGGUAGUCCUGAAUGGGAGUACAAGACAAAGCGAUUCUCCGAGUCUCCCAGCAGCAGUACCUUCGAUUCAAUCGAGAAGGAGAAGGAGAUCUUGACUCCUGAGCCCGAGCACCGCGAGACUGGCGGUGAUUUGUCGAUCUACACAUACUACAUCAACGCCAUCGGCUGGGUUCCUGCGAUGGUCUUCGUUGGUGCCAUGGCGGUCUUCGUUUUCUGUCUCUCGUUCCCUAGUAUCUGGUUGAAGUGGUGGGCCCAAUCCGACACAUUGGAGCCCAAGCAACAUGUCGGUUACUAUAUGGGCAUCUACGCGAUGCUCGGUGCGGUGGCUAUGCUCUCUCUCAUUCUUGGCAGCUGGCAGAUGAUUAUCACCAUGGUUCCAAAGUCAGGCGAGAGCUUCCACCGCAAGCUUUUGAUCACCGUGCUCAGUGCUCCUAUGCUGUUCUUCUCGACCACCGACAGCGGUGCUAUCCUCAACCGAUUCAGUCAAGAUUUGCAACUUAUCGACAUGGAACUUCCCAUUGCCGCCAUCAACACCGUUGCUACUUUCUUCCUCUGCUUGGCGCAGAUGGCCCUGGUUGGUGUUGGCUCCGAAUAUGCAGCCAUCUCUUUCCCUAUCGUGCUCGGUAUAUUGUUCCUGAUCCAAAAGCUUUACUUGCGUACCUCCCGUCAGCUCCGGUUCCUGGAUCUCGAGGCCAAGGCUCCACUCUACUCGCACUUUACCGACUGUCUUCAGGGACUUGUUACCCUACGGGCCUUUGGAUGGCAACAUGGUAUGGAGAAGAAGAAUAUUGAGCUCCUAGAUCAGUCUCAGAGGCCCUUCUACUUCAUGUUCGCUAUCCAACGGUGGUUGACUCUUUCGCUGGAUCUCCUUGUCGCCGGUAUUGCCAUCCUUCUAAUUGUGCUUGUUGUCGUUCUCCGUGGAACCAGUCUCGGUGCAGGCUCCGUUGGUGUCGCGCUCCUCAAUGUCAUCCAGUUCAGCCAGAGCAUUAAGCUUCUAAUCACUUUCUGGACCAACCUUGAGACCCACAUUGGUUCCAUUCUACGCAUCAAGGACUUUACUCACACUGUCAAGUCUGAGGACUUGCCCGGAGAGAAUGGCGAUGUGCCUCCCGACUGGCCUCAAAAUGGCGCAGUAACCUUCCACUCGGUCUCAGCCGCCUAUAGACCCGAGGAGCCGGUCCUCAACGAAGUCUCACUCACCAUCCAAGGGGGAGAGAAGGUGGGUAUCUGUGGACGAACAGGAAGCGGCAAAACCUCCAUGAUCAUGAGCAUCUUCCGCAUGAUCGAGAUGACGAGCGGCACUAUCACCGUGGACGGCGUUGACAUCACUCGACUUCCCCGACGCAAAAUUCGCUCACGCAUCAACGGGGUCUCACAAGAUUCUCUCCUGUUCAAAGGCAGCGUCCGCCUCAACGCCGACCCGACGGGGUUAAGCACCGACCGAGACAUUCUAAAUGCACUCAAGGCCGUGCAGCUCCUCUCUGCAAUCGAAGAAAAGGGGUCCCUAGAGACCGACAUCGAUGAGAUCCACCUGUCGCACGGCCAGAAACAACUCUUCUGUCUCGCUCGGGCACUCCUUCGCCCGGGCAACAUCCUUAUCCUCGAUGAGGCAACCAGCAACAUCGACACCAAAACAGAUGAAAUUAUGCAGCGGGUCAUUCGCGAGAAAUUCUGCAGGCACACAAUUAUCUCGGUCGCGCACAAGCUCGACACAAUCCUUGAUUAUGAUCGGGUAGUGGUGCUCGAUGCCGGACGGAUCGUCGAGAUCGGUGAGCCGUACGUGCUCCUAACCGAGCCGAAGUCGCAUUUCAGUAAAUUAUACUCGAAUGCGCUGGCCGCUGAUGAUGAGGAGUAA
Messenger RNA from Penicillium maclennaniae, 4437 nucleotides. RefSeq lists its product as uncharacterized. The transcript is spliced from 7 exons. The coding region runs from base 1 to 4437 and encodes 1478 amino acids. The record is from RefSeq and is a predicted model, not a curated record. Gene Ontology annotation, biological process: transmembrane transport. Gene Ontology annotation, molecular function: ATP binding; ATP hydrolysis activity; ABC-type transporter activity. NCBI's taxonomy places the organism in Eukaryota, Fungi, Ascomycota, Eurotiomycetes, Eurotiales, Aspergillaceae. Gene Ontology annotation, cellular component: membrane.